Ostreobium quekettii is the source of this 9483-nucleotide messenger RNA. The record is from the annotation of a GenBank genome assembly. NCBI's taxonomy places the organism in Eukaryota, Viridiplantae, Chlorophyta, Ulvophyceae, Bryopsidales, Ostreobiaceae.
AUGGCGGGAGUCGCUUUCAAUGAAUACGGCGCCUUGUCCGGUAAGGUCGAGGCCGUCUACGGCACCGAUCCGAUCCCCACCGAGGGGCUAAAGAUCGUGGGCCAGCCGACCUACACCCACGACGACACCUUCGAGCAACCCGAGUUCUUGCAGCUCGAGAACACCUCCGAAGCCGCACCUCGACAGCACAACAAGCUCGACCUGAGCUUUCAGUGCGCGGUCGGAUACAUGGAGGACAUCGAUGACGGCCUCGCCGCAAACCACGAGGUCUACAUGGCGUGUGGGUUUGGCAUCCACGACCAGGCGGGUGUCGGUGCCGCGGGCUCCGGGAACUAUAUCGAGUACCGUCCGCUCUCGGCGGGCUACAACUCGGCGACGUUCUAUGGCUACCUCAAGGAGGACUCGGCAUCCGAGCUCACGAUCCUCAAGCACCGGGGCUCGCGCGGCGGCUUCAACCUCCAGGUCGAGGGCGGCAACCCGAUUCUGCAGGAUGUCACGCUCUCGGCGCUCCAUGGCUUCUGGGAGCCGUUUGCCGAUGACGCCACCAACGUCCCGCCGACGCGCAUCGGGCGUGGGGUGGGUUACCACGAGUCCGACUGUGUGACGGCGACCAUCGACGGCAACGUGGUCGAGAUCGUCGCGUUCUCCUACAACCCCGGCUACGAGGCAGUGGUCCCGGAGAACGAGAUCACCGCAUGCGAUGCCGGUGUCACCGAGAUCGACCUCAACGACGGCGAUCACACCGGACAACUAACGCUCAAAUUCAACAAGUCGCUUAUCGACGGCACCGACACCGAGGACUGGCUCAAGCAGGCCCACGACAACGACGUGGACUUUGCCUUCGUGCUGACACGGGAUGAUGGCGUCCAGAUCUUCCAGAUCACGAUGCCGAAGAUGCGCUUCCAAAGUUUCGACAUCCAGGAUGGCAACAACGACCGAAAAGUUGUUGUCAUCGACUACGUGGCGCAGGCCGACGCCGGCAACGAUCAGUGCACGAUCCGACACGAGGAGUACUGGAUCCCCCCUCAAAUCCUCGCCGAGGCCGAGCGCAUCGCCGAGGAGAAGGGCGUCGCUGUCGAUUACAACGCGCUGCCACGCUUCUACUACCGCCCGCCCUCGGGGCGAGAAUACCUCGCGUGGCGCCGCGCGGAUCGCAUCGUCGAGGAGCGCGAGAGAACCGAGCGCGAGGAUCACGGCAAGAAGGUGCUCGAGCUGCUCGCCGAUCGCGUCGUGCGCAUCAAGGGCGAGGGCACGCCUGGCGAGAUGGUCAAGAUCGAGGUCGGACCGUGGUUUCUCGAGGGGAAAGACCUCGAUGAAAUCCGCGCGUUCGUCGAGCGUCGGGAUGGAGAAGAACAAGAGAAAGAGGAGGGGGAGGAGGCCGCCAAAAACGAAGCGAUGCUCGAGGAGAUGGCCGACAAGGUGGUCUAUCACGAGGCGCUCGUGGGUGAAGACGGCUCCUGGGAUAUGAUCUGGCGUCCCAUGACGUUCCGCGACUACAUCCCCGACUUCAACAACUUCGAGCACCACAUCGAGCUCGCGCUCCUGUGCAUCACGCGUGUCGAAGGCCUCGCUUUCGCUGGAGAGAAGCUCGACUGGAAGAAUCCCACACAGGUCCGGGAUGAGCAGCGGACAAAAAAAAAGCUGAAGGACUUCUUCGAGAAAUGUUUCUUGAAGAAGCGGCCCGCGCUCCUCUCUGACCGCCCCAAGAAAGAGCUCGCCUUCGAGCUCGCGCACCAGCGCACAGGUCACGGUCCCUUCUGUGGUGGCGUCUUCGGUAAGACGAAAUUUCCAUGCCAUGCGUGCGAGUCCGAGCACGCCAAGAUCAUGGAGAUGGACGAGAUCAAGAUCCUCAAGGAGCUCGGCGCCGACAUCCCGGAGUCCUGGCUCGACACCGACGAUCCCUGGAUCGCGCACCAGGCCAACACCUACAUGGUCACGAUUCGAGAAAAUCGCAUCGGGAACCUGCUCGAGGAGCCGAUGUGGAUGCUCCAACUCGCCCAGAUCGGUGAUGAGGCGAACAACAGCGCCGAGGAUGAUCUCAAGCAGCUCAGGCGCGAUCUCGAUAAGGUCGACGACGAGACGAACGAGUUCAGGCGGGGUCAGAAGCGCACCGAAGAUACGGUGCGCAAGACCAAGGAGGAGAUCAAGCGCGAGGCCAAGGAGCUCCGAGAGCUUCGUCGCCGCCUCAACGCCGCGGCCACAGCUUCGAGCCGCGCCGGUGGUGGUUUCGGUCGUUCGGCGUCUUCGCUACUUCGGGGGGCGAGCGCGGCCGGGAAGUUCGGCCUCGCGGCGGCGGGUGUCGCCGAGGCGUUCAACGUUAUUGGCGUCGCGGCCGAUGGUGCCGCGCGCGCGGUCGAGAUCCAGGCGAAGGUGCUCAAGGACUCGAUCCAGACUGCCGCCGAAUUCGAGCAAGAGCUUACACGUGUCAACGCGCUCGUGGGUGGAGGCGCCGAGGAGUUUGCGACCCUUCGGAAAUCUGCGAUCGAAGGAGGCAAGUCUACGCUGUUCAGCGCGCAGGAGUCCGCUGAGGCGCUCCGUUUCCUGGCUCAGGCAGGGUUUGACGCGCGUAAGUCAGCCGCGGCCCUGCCUGGCACCUUGCAGCUUGCCGGCGCCGGGAUGCUCGAUCUUGGCAAGGCCGCAGAUAUCGCCACGAACGUGCUCACCGGUUACGGCCUCAAGGUCGAGGAACUCGGGCGCGUCAACGAUGUGCUCGUCAAGGCAGCGUCGUCGUCGAACACGAGCGUGACCGAACUUGGACGCGCGUUUGGCUACGCGGCGGGUCUCGCAGAUGCGACGAGCCAGGACUUCGAAAACAUCGCUGCGCUGUUCAGCGAACUGGCGAACUCGAGCAUCAAGGGACAGCAAGCCGGCCGCGUGGUCGCCAACGCUAUCCAGCGACUUACCAAGCCGACCGCCGAAGGGCGGGAAGUGCUCAAGAAGUACAACAUUGCCCUUCAAGAGACCGAUGGCACCACAGGAACGGCGGGUGUCGAAGGGUUUGCGGCAUCCUUCGAGAACGCGAGCGGUGCGGCGGCCAAGUUUCAGGAAGUGGUCCAAGACACCGCGUCUGCGAAGGUCCGCAUCCUUCUGUCCACGCUCGAGACGCUCUCGAUCGAGGUGGGCUCGCGUUUCACUCCGGCGCUCAAGGGCGGCGCCGCAGCACUCUCAGAGAACGCUGAAGCGCUGGCAGAUAACACAGAGUUCCUCGACCAGUUCGAAAUCAUCGCCGAGGAUGCCACGGCCGCGGCUAGGGAGUUGCUGCUGGUUGCCGCGGAACUGGUUCCUGUGGUCACGGUGCUUGGCGGGGUCACGCUCGAACUGGCCAAAAACUCGAGGCUCUUGGCGCUCGGCUUCAAGCAGGCGGGUCGCGUCGCGCUCGCGACGAGCGGCAACUUCCAGCUCGCCGCAGAGGGGCUCGCCGAUGACCUCGUGCGUGGCUACGAACUCGCCGAAGAAGAUGCAAUCAAAGCUCUCGGUCUCGCGGACACACGCACAGGGCUCGAGAAGUUCCAGGACUUCUGGGACGGUCUCGGUACCAGCGUCAAAAACGCAGAAGCCGCGGUCAAGGACUUCUACUCCACGAUCUCCACGGCACCACCGCCGCCCCCCGUGCUCGCGUUCCCAGAGCCCGAGGUCCCCGAAGGUUCCACCAGGGAGCGCGAGGCCCAGCUCGAUAUCGCGAGGAUUCAGCUUCGUAUCGCCAAAUCCACGGACGAGAUCGAGCGCGCCAGGCUUGGCGCCGCGAUCAAGUUCCGCGAGCUCAAGGUCCGCGAAACCGAUGAGGAUAUCGCUGCGCUGGAGCGCCAGCGCAUCUGGGCAGAGCUCGAGAACGAGAUCGAGGGCAUCCGCAAGCGCCGCAAGCCUCGCGGACCCACCUCCGAGGAGCUCGCGUUCAUCAACGAGCAGGCACGCCUCGAGCUCCGCAUUCUCGAAGCAACCGACGAGCGCCAGCGCAUCGAACUCACCGCGCUCUCGAAGCGUCAGGCCAUCGCCGAGCAAGUCAGAAAGAAAGAGCUGACAAGCGCUCAGGCUCUGACCGCGCGCACUCGCGUGGCCAUCGAGACCGAAGAAGCCAUCGACGAGCUCGCGAAGCGGCGCGCCAAGGAGCAAGAGGAGGCGGACAGAAAACGCCUCGAUGCGAGGCGCGCGGAGUUCGAGCUUCGAUCGCGCACCCUGGAUCAGGAGCUCGAGAUCGCGAGGCUUCAGGGCGCGUCCCCCGAGCGUCUGCGUCAGCUCGCGUUGGAGGCGCGCUACGCUCAGAUCGCAGCGAGCUCUGUCUCCGAGCAGGAGAAGAUCCGCGCCAGGCUCAUCGCGAGGCUGGAGUCCGAGAACGCGGCACGCAAGGGGCGCGCCCGCGAGCUCGAGUUCCAAUCCGAGCUGCUCAGUAUUGCCCAGGCAAACCUGAGCGAUGAAGAGCGGCGCGCGAAACUCGGCGCGCUGAGGGCAAAGUACGAGAGGGAUGUGGCUGACGCUCUCGAAGCGCAGAAGCUGGAACAAGCCGCACUCAUCCGCUCGACCAUUACAGGAGCCACGGACACCAGUGGUGCCCAGGCAUUGCUUGGCGACGAGCAAGCAAGGAGCGCCUCGGCUCGUCAGGCCGAGAUCGAGCAGCUGCGCCGUCAACGAGAAGAGGCGGGCAACGCCGGCGCGAGCACAGAGUUCCUGGAGCGUCGCAUCGAGCUUCUGGAGCGCGAAGGAGAACUCGAGAGACGUAAUCAGGAGCUCUUCCAAAAGCGUCUCGAAACGUUCUCCCAGAUCGGCACAGAGCUUGGCCAGCUCACCGAGGCAUCUCUGGCGGCAGCGGCAGCAGCCGAAGAUACAGCGGAAGCACACGAGAAGCAGGCCGCGGCGCUCGCUGCGGCGACGCAGCUUGCCGGCUCGCUCACCGGGGCCUUCGUCAAGGACCUGAAGCGGCGCGCCCAGCUCAACGCCAUCUUCAACGCUGCGGCGGCCACGGCUGCGCUCGCGGGCUAUUUCACCUCGGCGGGGUCAGCGGGGCACUUGUUGUCCGCGGCGAUCAAGCACGGCGCCGCGGCGGUCCAGUUCGGCGUCGUGGCGGGGACCGCUUCGGCAGGUUCUGGCUCGGGUGGUGGUUUUGGCGGGGGCGCUGCGGCGAAUGCCGCGAGCUCAGGCAGCGCGAGCAAUGUCGUGGACCUGGACAGCGAGCGCGUCAGGAGCGCGGAGUACCUGGCGAACGCCAUCGCGGCGCGCUUCGAGCAGCCCACCGAGACGGUCUACAACUUCUACAUGUCUGGCCCGAUGCUCGCGAACGCGCCGGACACCGCAAGAGAGCUCAAGUUGUUCGGCCUGUCCCCGGAUGACCCCGACUUCGGGGAUGUCGUGAUCGAGGCUGGCGAGUGGCACUCGCCAUACGCCAUCGGCGGGGUGUGGCGCACCCCGAGGCGUGCCGUGAGCAAGUUCGGGGAUACGGAAUACGAGCAGUAUGACUCUGGACCCGAGGAUCAGAUCCGGUGGCGAGAGUCCACCUUUCGCGAGCUGCUCUAUGGCAGGGUGCCCGCGGGGCUGGUGCGAAAGACACGCGCAGCAGAGGACAUCCGGUGGGCCAGAGCCGCGGGGCUCGCGCACUACGACACGAACAACAACCUCGAGCGCCUCUGGGAAGAGACGAUGGCUUUGAAGAAGCCAUUCCUCGUCUUCCACGGGCACGCGCUCGCCGGGACGCUCGAGAUGCCGGCUUCGGGUGUCGAGAUCGCGAGACUCCGUGAGCUCGAGCAGCGCAGCAAGAAGAGCGCGCUGUGGACGGACAUCCAGAACCGCGGCGAGAAGUACUCGGACGUCGCCAAACCCGACGAGUGGCAGGAGCACACCCUCAAGGAGCUGCCUCGCGGGGUGUCCUCCUCGAUCGAUCCUUUCAAGCGCGAGUGGGCAAACUCCGCGUUUGUCUUCAGGCUCCCCGCCACACAGAACGUCAUGAAGACCUUGAUGUGGCAAGUCAACGAGCCCUUCGCCUUGCUCUCAGCCGAUGUCGGCGCCGCGGACACGACGCUCCCCAUCGAUGUCCCAGGCCUCGAUGGCGAGGUCAUUUUCAUGGGGCGCGAGACCAUCCGGCUCGGCACCUACAGCAGUGGCGAGUACAUCGACUGUGACCGCAACUGGUGGAGCUCCAGCGCGAGCGAGCACAGCGCGGGCCAACCCGUGUUCGCGGGUCCACCCAAGCUCAAGGAUCGCCAGGUCUGGAUCGUCCAGGUCGAUCUCGCGACGCGCACGGUCAAGCGCAAGUGGACAGGCUUCUUGCAGGACAUCAGCACCGACUCGACCUUUACCACGGUGGAUGUGCAGUGUGCGGAGUUCUUCUCCUCGAUCGCGAGGCUUCGGCUCAACCAGGACGCGAAGAACCUGGCCAUCGGGUCGAGCCUCGAGCGCGUGCAGACACCCACUGGGGAUUGGAUCCAGGGCUUUAUCCCGGACUAUACACCCCGGAUGCGAAAGCUCGAUCAGGCCGGUUCCUCCACGGUCUGGCUCGAUGUCGAUGGUCGCUUGAUUCGAGGGAUCUACAACGGCAGGGGUGUCAGCGUCGCGCGUUCAGACAACCUCGUCUGCUUCGAUAACUUCGAGCCCGAGUUCAUCGACGAAGACGAGAUCAUCAAGAAGACGGUGGCGAUUGCAUACGCGAUCCUCGUCUCGACGCUCGCCGCGGGCACGACGACGGUGCCCGACACCUCGCUGGGGUAUGUCGACGCCGAUGUCUUCGGGCCAGGGUUCAUGCUCGACAUCGAGGACUACCUCGAUGUCGAGAGCUGGUGGGAAGCCAUCAUCUCGGCGGAAGAGAGCCUGCCUGUCGAGCAGCUCGCGCUCGGCUUUGGUGGGGACUCGCCCGAGGUCCUCGACACGAUCAACAACGUCCUGCUCGGUCCCGGGGGAUUCCUCCUCACGAUCACAGAAGAGGGUUUGCUCGGGUGUCAGCGCUUCGAGGCCAUCGAUAUCCGCCAGCUUUGUGAGGCCUUCGAUAACGCGAUCACGGUCUUGUCCCCGGGGGAGGGCGGGGUGUUCGAGUUCCAGGCUGCGCUCGGUUCUGCCAUCGAUCAGGUCGUGGCAAAGAUCGGCGAGACACCGUGGCAGAAGCCCUCGAAGCAGACGAUCAACGUGUACGGGAGCCAACAGGGGUCAGGAACACCAGACUUCGCGGCGCCCGAGAGGAUCACCUUCGAUCUGCGCACGCUGAAGCGUGAGCACGCCAGCGAGAGCUUCGAUGGGGACAGGGGAGAUGACGCCUUGUUGGGGCUCCUGGGUUUUGCGAUCCAGGCGCACUGGGCGUCGCCGAGGCUCAGGGUCAGGACGCGGGAUUCCAAGCUCCAGGGCCUCUCGAAACCCUUUGACUUGGGGCGCUAUAUCACGAUCGAGGCAGGCUUCCCCGAGGACAAGAUCUUCCCGGUCCCGACGCAGGGAGGACGGCCCGAGUUUCACACGCUGCCACCGGAGACCGAGGACGUCAAAAUCCGGCUCACCGGGAUGCUCGUCUCCAGGGAUUGGAAGACAGACUCUCAGCUCUACGAGCUCACGCUCCUGCUUCUUAGCUACCGAAACGCGCUGGUGGCGAGGCUUCGCGCGCCAUCGAUGCGUCUCACCGGCUCCAUCGGUGCGAGUAACGUGCUUAUUGGCCCGCUCGAGUCGGACUACGGCUCGAACGUCGAGGACGGCAAGGGCUUCAAGGUCGGGGAUCAGGUCGAGCUCUGGCACCGGGAUGGCAGGCGCUGGGCAGACUCUGUGGUGCGCACGAUCACCAAGCUGCUCGAUGAAGCCGUCGAGGUCGAUGGCUGGUACGCAAGCGAUCCCGUGGGGGGCCUCGUGAUGAGGCUCGCACCCUCGACCACCUACAACAACGACGCGCACGUCGCUUGCUUUGGUAUGGCUGAUCUUUACAACGGGGAUGAAUUCAUCGCGAUCGACGAGGAGAUCCUCGAGGACUACGGGAUGGAGGACACCCACCUCGAUCACCUCUUCAGGAACCAGAACGCCUGGCUCAACAAGGUCGGCAACCGGGUUGGCUUUGGCUGGGUGAACCCGAACCAGAGUCACGACGCCUACACCGGGGACAGGGCAUACGCGAGCUGGCGCCCGCUCUGCAUCUUCUUUUGUGAUUACUACGUGGCGCCGGGCCUCAAGAAGCUGACGCUCUCGAUGGAGCUGCGCGUCUCGACUUCUGAUCCCGCUCCGCCAGGAGGCGCGCCAGCGGGUGAGAUUGAUCUCACCGUGGAGCUCGUCGGCUUCGGGGAGACCACGGUGCUUAUCCAGAGCGAUGCGGAUUACCAACACGUCGAUGUCGAGCUCGACCUCACCACGAUCCCGUCUUCGACGGCGCCGACGCUCCUGCGCAUCUGGAUCAAGAGCUACUUGCGGAGUGCCCAGGGCAUCGAUGCCGCGCGGUUCCAGCGCGUCGAGGUCGCGGGGCUUCGUCCGAUCGGCGGUGCGUUCUUUCCUGAGCCUCCGGCGACGGCGCCGCAUGCUGACUCGUUGGCCGAGCAGGUCAUGAUCAUCGAUAACGAGUUCCACGAGCUGCUCUCGCAAUCCGCGGGCGGUGGCGGGGGGCUCGCGUCUGCGGAUGUGUGGCCACCGCCACCGCCAAUGGUGUCGAUCGAUGAUACCGACGAGCGCGAGCCAGACCUCAUUUACCUGACCUACGCGCAGCUCCGUGGGUUCAACGUCGAGGAGGAGUUCGACCCCAGGAUCAUCUCCCAGAAGGCGAUCCGGGCAGAUAUCCCGGUGCGUGCCAGGACGGCGGCAAAGCAUGCGCUCGACUCCGCGCGUGGCGCGCGCCGCCCCAAGCUCCAUCUCCUCGGACACUACGGGGAGUAUGAUCCGGCGCCCGAGGGCUCGACGUCGGAGUGGCCCUACUACGAGCGCUGGCGUCACAUCGCGCAUGAUGGCGAACACAACAAGGUCGGCGGCAUCGGGCUGAAGAUGGUGCAGGAUUCCGUGAUGUUCACGGAACCCGCGCCACUCAUCGACAUCUUCUUCUGGGUUGCGCCCUGGUACGCCACGGAUCGUGAUCGCGAAACAGGGAAAGAGUUCUUCGUGGGGACCACGAUGAAAGAACUCGAGGAGGCGACCUUCGGGCUUUCCUGGACCUUUCGGGCUGAGUUCCUGGCGCUAGGCACCGCGUUUUCGUUCAGCGAAGACCUGGAGGUGACGCUCGGCCAUGUCCCGGCAUCUCUCGGCGGAACAUGGCCGCUACUCCUCCAGCUCCACAGGCGCCAUACCAGCGGUGCGAGGCGAGGGUACACCCUCAAGGAGGGUGCGCUCUACGACGUGGAUUUCGGGUUGCUCAUCCCGCUGCGGAUCACGCUGGAUGCGUCAGGGAUCACCGAGGCCCUUCGAGACAGGCCGAUGCGUUUCCUGCUUUCAGCGCUCCCGCAACCCUUCGGGGGUGGUGUCGCGUCAGGCUCAUUCGAGGGCCAGGCCAACACCACGAACACCUACCUCACGAUGGUCGCGUGCUCGGUGUGGGAGCGCCAUCGCUUCUAA